AUGAAUUGUUGUCGAUGGGAGAAGACGAAAAAGAUUGCAGAGUAUGCGUCGAAGGUGCAGAAACUCGUCCAUCUCAUGAAGGGUUGUGGUGAAACCCUUAUCGAUAAGAUGAUAGUUGAGAAGAAAAAGAGUGGUGGUUCCAACAAAUUCAAAGGCAAAUUCAAUAAGAAUCAGGGCAAGAAGCCUUGGUCGAACCCCCACAAGCAGCAAGAUGAAGAUAGGACUCCUGAAUCCUUGAAAGGAGGAGGAGGAAACUAUCGAAAGGACAAAGAAGAUAAAAAAGGUAAAGGUGUGCAGUGCUAUAAAUGUGAAAAGUGGGGUCACAUGUCCAAACAUUGUUGGUACAAGAAAGUCAAUGGAUCGCCAAAAGGCAAGGACAAAGGAGCAAAACUUGUACGCCAAGAUUCAGAUGAUUCUGAAGGUGGUAUGGUGGUUAUGGAUGCAGUUGCAGAUAACCAUGUCGAAUCCAAAAUGUGGUUUCUCGACUCAGGCUGCUCGAAUCACAUGACUGGUCAAAAGGUGUGGUUGGUAGAUUUCGACGAGUCGAAGAAGAGCAAGGUAAAACUUGCUGAUAAUAGUUCGUUGCAAGCAAAAGGUAUUGGCAACAUAGUUUUUCAAAUGAGCAAUGGAGCAAAAGCCAUGAUCAAAGAUGUGCUUUAUGUACUUGGAAUGAAGUGCAACUUACUCAGUGUUGGACAACUGGUCGAAAGAGGUUUCUCAGUUGUCAUGAAAGGUGGAGUUUGUAAAUUGUUCAACACCCAGAAUAAUUUGGUCUUAAAGUCUUCGUUGUCGAAGAACAGGAUGUUUAAGACUAUGAUCAGUUCGGCUGAAGUUCAAUGUCUUAAAACUGUUGUUGACCACAAGGAUAGUUGGUUGUGGCAUUUGAGAUAUGGUUACUGGUAUUCCAAGUCUUGA
Molecule: messenger RNA, 915 nt
Organism: Vicia villosa (hairy vetch)
Lineage: Eukaryota; Viridiplantae; Streptophyta; Magnoliopsida; Fabales; Fabaceae
Exons: 3
Coding region: 1-915 (304 amino acids)
Molecular function (GO): nucleic acid binding; zinc ion binding
Source: RefSeq, a predicted model, not a curated record